Messenger RNA from Trichosurus vulpecula (common brushtail), 4569 nucleotides. RefSeq names its product endonuclease/exonuclease/phosphatase family domain containing 1 (gene EEPD1). NCBI's taxonomy places the organism in Eukaryota, Metazoa, Chordata, Mammalia, Diprotodontia, Phalangeridae. Gene Ontology annotation, cellular component: plasma membrane. Gene Ontology annotation, molecular function: DNA binding. The coding region runs from base 412 to 2124 and encodes 570 amino acids. The record is from RefSeq and is a predicted model, not a curated record. Gene Ontology annotation, biological process: DNA repair. The transcript has 8 exons.
GGGGACUCCGGGCGCGGAGCGAGGAGGGGGAGGAGGGAGAGCAGGGGGAGGAGGGAGCCGUAGGAAGGGGAGGCAGGAGCCCAGCCGGCCGCCGGACUUUGCUGCUGUUGCCUCUGCGAGCGGGGCAGGCACGGCGGCGGGCACGGGGAGCUCAGCAGAGAGGUGGCUGUACUCGGGCUGCAGGAGUCCGAGCCCAGCGGGGUCAGUGCCGCGGCGGCCCCGAGAGGCAGCCUCUCCUUUCCACCCCACACUGGAUGGGCUCCUUCCACCAGGCCCAACUCUCAGCCCUGCCAGGUCUUUUGGUUCCUGAGUUCUUUCUCCUGCCCCAGUGUUUCAUACUGCCCUUCCCAGAGUGCACACUCUAGCAUCUCCUCACAGAACAGGAAGGAACCCUCCGUAGCAGGGUCCACAAUGGGAGGUAACCUGGGCUGCCACCGCUCCAUCCCAAGGGACCCCUCAGACCUUUCUCACAGUCGCAAGUUCAGUGCCGCCUGCAACUUCAGCAACAUCCUGGUGAACCAAGAAAGACUCAACAUCAACACAGCCACCGAGGAGGAGCUGAUGACGCUGCCUGGGGUCACCCGGCCGGUGGCCCGCAGCAUUGUGGAAUACCGGGAGUACAUCGGUGGCUUCAAGAAGGUGGAGGACCUGGCCUUGGUGAGUGGGGUGGGGGCCACCAAGCUGGAGCAGGUCAAGUUCGAGAUCUGUGUGAGCAGCAAGGGCAGCUCCGCUCAGCAUUCGCCCAGCUCCUUGCGGCGGGACCCCUACUCAGAACCCCAGCAGUACCACUUGGCGACAGCGCCCCCCACUGCAAAAGUUAACAUCAACACAGCCACCCCAGCCCAGCUCAUGAGCCUGCGAGGGGUGUCUGAGAAGAUGGCCUUGGGCAUAGUGGACUACCGCCAGGAGCAUGGGCCCUUCAAGAGUGUCGAGGACCUCAUUAGGUUGGACGGCAUUAAUUCCUGCUUCCUAGACAAGAUCCGACCCCAAGUGUUCGCGGAGAGGUCCCGGCCCCCCUCCACACACACCAAUGGGGGUUUGCAUUUCACUGCCAAGCCCCACCCUAGUCCCACGUCCCUGAGCCUCCAAAGCGAGGACCUUGACUUCCCCCCCGGAGGCCCGACCCAGCUCAUCUCUACACGUCCGUCCAUUGAGGCUUUCGGUGGGACCCGGGAUGGCUGGCCCGUGCUGAGGCUGGCCACCUGGAAUCUGCAGGGCUGUUCCAUUGAAAAGGCCAACAACCCCGGUGUUCGAGAAGUUGUGUGCAUGACUCUGUUGGAGAACAGCGUCAAGCUCUUAGCUGUGCAAGAUCUGAUCGACCGGGAGGCCCUGGAGAAGUUUUGUACGGAGCUCAACCAGCCCACCCUGCCCAGCAUCCGGAAGUGGAAGGGCCCCCGCGGCUCCUGGAGAGGCGUAGUCUCUGUGAAACCCUCCAGCCAGCUCCCUCAGGGUGGGCCUUACUUGGGAUUCCUCUGGGACACUGCUGCGGGCAUAGAACUCAAGGAUGCCGGCUUCCAGGAGGGCCCUCCAGCCAGCAACAACGGGAAGCUCUUGAACCCCAACCCCUAUCUUGCACACUUUAAGAUUGGGGCAAAUGACCUCAUGUUGGUGAACCUGUGCCUGGCAGCCACAGCCUGCCCCGCUGGGGGAGAGAAUCCUGGAAAGACCCCCAGCAACAGCCACAAAGCAUUACCCUUCGCCCAGACCCUGCAGGACAUGGUAAAAGGAGAAAAAGACUUUGUGAUUCUGGGAGAUUUUGGUCAAGGUCCAGAGAGCAGUGACUGUGACAUCUUGAGGAAAGAGAAAUUCCAGCCCCUGGUCCCUGGCAGCACCUUCACGGACAUUAGCACUAAGAAUCCUCAGGGCACAAAGUCACUGGACAACAUCUGGAUCAGUAAAAGCCUAAAGAAGGUUUUCACAGGCCACUGGGCGGUGGUGAGAGAAGGCCUCACAAACCCCUGGAUCCCAGAUAACUGGUCCUGGGGGGGCGUGGCGUCCAGCCACUGCCCUGUGCUGGCUGAAUUCUACACGGACAAGGACUGGAACAGGAAGGAGGGUGUCCCUCGUGGUGGCAGUGGUGUGUCCUUGGAGCAGAGCGAGGCCCACAGCAAACAUGAGCGAUGACGGCGCCAGGACAGGGGAAGGAGGGGGCUGGAGUGGGGCCGAGCUCUUGAGCCUCAGCCUCUGCUGUGAACCCCCACUGCCCUUCCUCCCUCCUCCUCCAUAGCCUCCAGGAAUGUUCUGGGGUCUCAUCCCUGCACACGAAGCUAUGAUUCUUUACCAGGGACAGAGUGGGUCCUCGAUCUGACUGGACAUUCCAGUCCAAACGCAGAUGGACAAAUAGAAGCCCCUCUGUCAUCGAGUGAAGCCGUCCUCCUGAGCCAGGGAUUGGGGGCCCACACACAGGGACCUGCCCAACAAUGCACUGGGACGUUCAAAGUGCUGCCCGCUAUGGGAUGGCUCUUCUCUGCUCGUCCUCCCUGCUCGAGCCUCCCAGACCUCCCCGGGCUCGACCCUGACGAUGACCAGUUUAGUGAGGCGCCGGCCUCUCUACCCUUGAAUGCCGUCUCUGACCUUCACCAUUUACCCUCCACUAAUCUUCAGCCUUCUCUGCUUCCCAGAGUUGGAUGGAGUGGGACAAAGCUGGUUGUCCCACUGACCGUGCCUAUCCCAUGUUUGUGUUGCCAUGUGGGGUGAACUGUUCUGACAGCCAGUGGUCUGCAGCCUCCCUGGCCCCUGCUCUUAGUACACAGCCAGCCUUGCCACCUCCUCAACGGAGGGAGCAGAGGUCCUGGGCACCGUCCUUGCUAGCUGUCUGCUCCAGGACACUCCUGCUCCUCCUUUGCCCUGGGCAGGAAGAGAGAGGCAGCCCUCCUCCCUUCCAAGGCCGACUCCUUCACUGGCUAGGCCCUGGGACCCAGGACCUUCCUUUACUGAGCCCCAGGCCCUGGGCCUGGUGCCCAGCCCAGCCCAUCUUGUCCUCAGACUCCUUCUGUCAUUCCCUCCUUCCUCCUCUGUAUCCUGUCUGUCCUUAGCUACUGGCUCCCUGCCCCUGCCCUCUACUCAAGCUACCUCCCUAUAUCUCUUCUCCCUUUCAUGGGGGAGGGGAGGGGGGGAGGGGGAGAGAGAGAGAGAAAGAGAGAGAGAAAGAGAGAGAGAGAGAGAGAGACAGAGAGAGAGGAGAUAGGAGAGAGAGACAGAGAGAGAGAGAGAGAGAGAGAGGAGAGAGAGAGAAGGAGAGAGAGAGGAGAGACAGAGAGACAGGGAGAGAGAGAGAGAGAGAGAGAGAGAGAGAGAGAGAGAGAGAGAGAGAGAGAGAGGAGGAGGGAAGGAGGGAGGGAGAGAAGGAGGGAGGGAGAGGAGAGGGGUUGGGGCAGAGAGAGGCAGAAGAAGGGAAGGAGACAGAGAGGGAAUGGGGCAGAGGGAAAAGAAAGGGGAGAGAGGAGGGAGAGGGGAGGCAGGGAGACUUUCCAACUCCCUCCUUCCUUAAUCACUUGAAGUCUGACUUGGGAGACCAGGCCAGCCACCAGCGUCCUGAAGCUCCUCUCCCAGUGGUCACCCACAGCCUUUCAACUGCUCAAUCUGGUGGCCGAGUUUCAGUCUUUCUUUCCUGCAGUCCCACCCCAACCUGGUGUCUCCCUGCCCUCCUUCCCUUUCUGACCACCUCUUCUUAGUCCCUCCCCCCAUGCUGCCCCCUUGCUUUUAGCCCAGCUGUGCCCUCAGCUCUGUCCAGGCUCUCCCCUCUCCUGUGGAUCUCAUCCACUUCCCUGGAUUUCGUCUAGAAGCAGGUGGUUCCAGCCCUGACCUCUCCUGAGCUCCAGCUGCAGCCCCAGCCGCCUGCCGGGCACAUCCUAGAGGUCCUGUAGGCAUCUUCCUCAGAAGCCUGCCUUCCUUCAAACUUUUGUAUUUUGGUAAAGGCCUCAGCGUCCCCCCUGGUCCCCAGGUUCUACCUGGGAGGUCUUCCUCUUCCCUGUCCCCCAAGGUCUGGCUUGCUGCAGAGUCUGUCUAUCCUCCCUGUGCAUGGCUCCCAUGUAUUCCUUCUUCUCUGCCCAGAUGGCCACCGCCCUUGGUCCAGGCCCUCUGACCUCAGAUUUCUCCAAUGCUCCCCUGCUACCCAGCUGCCAUCUCCCUUAGGGCUGGCAUCUCCUCAGCCUGCAUUCAAGGCCAGCCCCAAUCUCCUUCCAGACUUGGUUCUUUUUCUAUGUCUGGCUGCCCUGGACUGCUGGCCGUCCAACUGGACAUUGCACCUUUGCAUUCGUGGCUCUCCUAGCAGCAGCGGCCCCUGCCUCACCUUCAUGUCUUCCUUCAAGGCUCUGCCCAGGUGCCAUCUCCUCUGGGAAGCCUUCCUUGGCUCCCCAGCGCUCUCUCUCUCUCCCACUUCGGAUCAUCUAAAACAGAGAGGAGGUUCCUGGUGUUUAGUAGAGUGGAGGCUCCCUGAGGGCAGGCAUGGUUCCCUCUUUGGCUCUGUGUCCCUAGCAUCUAGCACCGGGUGUUGCAGAUGGGGGUCACUGAAUAAACACGUUUUGGAUUGCAUUGAUUUGACUUGAAAUAAACCUCAGCAGAAUCGGC